AUGUCGUUUGAAAUGAACAAUUCAUGGCUUAAUUUAACAAAUCAUUCAGUUACCAAUGAUAAUGAUGAACGUUUCAAUUUUAAAUCAACUUCAGAAGAUUUCUUUACUCGUGAAGGUGAACGAUUUAUUCGUGAAGAUCCUAUGUUACCAUUUUCGAUUUCUAUUCUUACUGAUAUAACACAAAAUCAAGAUCAAUCAUGGUCAAAUGAAUUAAAUUCUGAUAGUCCUGGUUCGACAACAACUUUUUUUAUGGCUAAAUCAUCAAAACCUGAUGAAAUGCUCGAUGCACUUCUUGCUGGAAAAACUGAUGGCAUUGCUACAAAAGAAAAUCAACAACCAAGAUCGUUACGAAAUAUGGUUAAUGAAUGGACUGAAUCAUCAUUACUUAAUAAAAAAUCAACUAGUGGUCUCAAUUUACGUCAACAAAAAGAUUCACCUUUUAAUGAAGUGAGUCGUUCAUUAUUUGAAGUAAAACCAAAAUCUACAUCGACUAGUGUUAAUUGUGAUAUGCUUGAUUUAACAACAAAUAGUAAUAAUAAUCGUCGACAUAGCUUAGAUUUAUCUGAUAGUAUGUCAAUACUUUCACUUCAUUGUCGUCGUAAUCAUCUUCUUAAUGGAAAUAUUUAUUCGAAUUUGUGCUCGAAUGGAGAUGUAUCAACAGUUAAUACUGAAACUCAAACAUCUCAUUUGGCAGGAUCAUCAUCGUCAUCUUCCUCAACUAAUUCAUCACGCACUCAAAUACAUCAACAACAACAAACGCAACAACAACAGCAUGUGUUUCCAUCAACUCCAUUUCCAUCAUGGCCUUCAAAUCAUCCACAACCUUUAUUUUAUCCAGUAGUUUCUUAUCAUCCUAUUUAUUCUUAUGCACCAUCAACAUCAACAACAAUACAACAUCAACCAGCACCACUUUGUAUUCAUCCACCACCAACAACAAUUAGUAGUUCAUCAGAUAUGUAUAGUCAUCAUCAUGAUACAAAUACCCCAAUUAUUACUUCACUUCAUAGUCAACCAAGCGAUGAAAAAUCAUCAACAUCAUCUUUUCAACGUACUAGUCGUUCAUCAUCAUCAUCUUUACUUUCAGCUAAUUCACAACGUUUGAGUCAUCAUCAAUUAACUGAACAACAUGAUCAUUGGUGGCUUGAUAUUCCAUCAUCAAAUAUCAUUCGUAUGCCAUCAUGUUAUGUUAAUAAAACAAGUUCAAUUGAUGUACCAAUUAAAAAUAAUGGUUCAGUUGAUAUAAUAUUAUCUAUUAGUAUUCAUAAAUGGGAUAUUAUCUCAGAUACGAGUUCAAUGUCAAAUGAAAAUCAUCAAAUAAUUCCAUUUCAAUUAGAUAAAAUUGAAUAUAUGAUCAAAUCUCAACAAGAUAUAAUGAUCAAAGUACAUUUUUGUCCAUUUCAAACAGGCAAUUAUCAAUGUAAACUGAAUAUAAAAUGUCAAUUUUGUCUUCCACAUCAAUCACCAUUAUCAACAUCACUAGUUACAUUAGUUGGUGUUUGCUAUGACCCACGAAAUGAGUAUCCCAUAUUACUUUCGUCAACAAAAGAACAACAACGAAAUUCAGAUGAACAAUUUACUAAUCGUACGUCAUCCCAAAGUCAAGUAUCAGAUAUGUCAUUAGCAUCAACCACAGCUCAAAGUGAUGGCGAUCUUACAUCAACUAGUCAGCAUCGACAAAAAGAUGCUAUACUUGAUAUUGCUAAUCAAAUUGGUAUUGAACAGAAUAUACUAGAUUUUGGACAAGUGUGUAUUAAUGAUGAUUUAACAACAAAUUCAAAAACUCUUAAAUUAACAAUAAAAAAUUAUAGUCGAACAGAUCCAUGUGAUGUUGACAUAAGUGAACCACAUUUACCAUUUUGUAUUAGUGUACGUCGUGCUACAAUCAGAGAGAAAUCAUUCGUUAAAUUAACAUGCAAAUUUCGUCCUAAAAAAAUUGGUCUCUAUAGUGAAAAUGUUAUUUUAACAAUAAAACGACGAAAUAAUUUUAAAAUAACAAUUACAUUAACUGGUCGAUGUAUUAUGGGCAAUAUGAAUACCAUCCUACAAGAUUCAAUGGAAAAUGAAGAAUAG
Rotaria sp. Silwood1 is the source of this 2070-nucleotide messenger RNA. Lineage: Eukaryota; Metazoa; Rotifera; Eurotatoria; Philodinida; Philodinidae. The record is from the annotation of a GenBank genome assembly.